Molecule: messenger RNA, 5759 nt
Organism: Zophobas morio
Lineage: Eukaryota; Metazoa; Arthropoda; Insecta; Coleoptera; Tenebrionidae
Exons: 54
Coding region: 41-5692 (1883 amino acids)
Source: RefSeq, a predicted model, not a curated record
UGCUUCUUGAUUUUUUGGCUCACGGCUCUGAGUUAAACUAAUGAGUUCUUCAAGGAUGCGGAAGAAUUUAUGGGCUCAACUUAUUAAUUUAAAGGGCCCUAGCUUAGCCGCUUUACUUAAAACGGAAUCUUAUACUUUAUGCAAGCUAUUAAGGUAUUUUGAGGAUUCUCAAAUCUUUACUAAGGACAAUAAAAGUGAAGGUGAUUCCGACUUAGUUGGUCAGAUCAAGCAAGUAUUUAAAGCAAGUGACCAGUUUUAUGCAUUCAUCAUUGCUCAAGCCAAGGAGCGACUCAAAGACUCCUUGUACUUACAGCAUGAUGACACUAUAAAGGAGGCUAUUAAGCUUUAUCAUGAAGAGCGCUACUGGCAGCUAUCAAGUGUAUGUUUUUUGUUAAGCAAUUUAAAAGAAGACGAGGCCUGCAAGUAUAUUGUUCGGAGCAAUUUUAUUGAGAAUGCUGAGUUUCGAACUGAAUUGUUUCUAGAACUGGAGCAAUCGUUACUAUUUCGCCGUUCUUCAACUUUACUAUCUGAAGAUUAUUCCUUUGAGAACGAAAGUUUCUACGAAUCACUUAAACUUUCUGAGGCGGCUUUGUAUUACUGCCACGCCAAUCAGGGCUGCGUUGAAAAUCUGAAAGAGCUUUGCAGAAUUUACGAGGCAACUUAUCUUACUUAUCUGCGGGAUUUUGACUUUUCGUCUUCUCUUCCUCAAGAGGCUCUUGAAGAAGUUCUGGCUAAUCUGCAUUUUGCUUUUCUUGCUUGUUUGCCUUUGCAGGCCGCUCUAAACUUUAGCGUGGAUGAUUCUGAGAAGUCGAGCCCGCUGCAAACCCUCUGGCCGCUGCAUCCUACUAUAACUUCUGUGCUGGAAAAGCUCAGAGGCGAGAGAAACAUGUGCUCUAUUCCCAAUGCGGAGGCCCUUCCCGACUUCCUGCUCUUUGUGUGGAACACUAUGAUGAUUCCGUUCGAUAUGAGUAUUUCGCGCAGCAUCGAGACCAUCACCCCUCAUAUCAGUCAUUUGAGUUCCCUAUUGGUGUCUUCACGUCGCACACGCUCCAAGGCUCGGCUUAUUCUUAGAAAAAUAAGUUUUUAUGUUUUCCUGCUUCUUCUGCACCGCUACGAUGUUUCUUCUUUGCGUGCCGAAGUAGCGAAUCUUGCUGCUUGCCUAUUCUUCCACAGCCCUGAUUUGUGUGAAGUAUUUCUGGCGGAGUGGUUGACGGACGCCGACAUUCGAAACGUCUUAUUGGGUGACAGCGCCCUCUAUCUGUCCCUGCAGCCAGCGGACGGCGGGGACAUAUACAAUUUCGGCUCCGAUCUUCUCUCUAUUCUUCGACUCCUCACGGCGCUAUCGGCCAAUCAGACAUGCGCAACGCUUGUGGCCCCGUACCUGCAUAGUAUCAAAGUUCUGUAUAACGACACUCCUAGUUGCCCAUUGGCUUCUCUGCUUUCUCUUAUCCUGGAAAGAGUCUCUCAGGACCUCCACGGCCACUUCAUUUCUCGGUCUGUCUCUGCCACUGCGGAGCUUGGCGAUGAGCAGCAGGCCAAUCUGCAGCAGGUGGGAAGGCUUGUUGUUCAGACCCUACAACUGCAGGCAACAUCUCCUUCCAUUGCACUCUCGUAUAUCCCAGAGCCCCCUUUGCGGUGCUGUUUUGCUAUUAUCACCUUGGUUCUUCAAACAUGUGCGACUAACACCGCCGUUCCGUACUGUCGCUUUGAGGGCUGCCUCCGGUGCUUUCCUUGCUUGCUACUGGCUGCGCUGAGUUGCGUUCAGGCGCUUGAUGGUUGGUGCGGCGGGGAUUUUCCUGGAGGCUUAUCCCGGAUGGAAGUGCAAGCGUUCUGCUCUUUCUGUUUUCCUACUGGUCUCCAAAAGAACUACUUUCGCGAAUUUUUUGCAAAUUACGAAAGGCCAGCCGCGAGAUAUCCGGUUACCGAAAAAUACAUACAACUGUACCGGUCGCUGCUAAGAACCUCUCUCCGGUUGCCUUUUCGUGUUGAUAUUGCAGUAGCAGUUAAGCCGUACAAGUCGUCCACCCUCAACUUUGAGGCGGGCGAUUAUCUACUGCUUUCCCCGUCUCAGGCGAGCACUGUCGGAAUGCUUCUGGGCGUGCGCCACGAGGGCUCCUUUCUGCUGCAGGAGUACGACGACCUUCUCGAUACAAUUUCUCGGUUAGCGUGCUCGUUUCCUUCCGAGCAUGUUAUUCCAUUAACCAAUGCAGAAGUCCGUUUAGACAUCCAACAACUUCUGUGUGGCUUCCAAUUUUGUGGGGGCGAUCUACUUUGCGAGAUUGACCAAUGGCCGUUUAGCAAUACUCGCGAUAAAUACAAGCUCAAGGCUCUCCUCGUGGACGUCUGCACACAGCUUCUCGAGGGCUCACAUCCCAGCGCAGAAGCCGCUGUAUUCCAAAGUGCCUUGCUAGAACGUUUGUUUGGGGAUGAAAGGCUGCGUACACUUUCCUCCACGCUGAUCAACGGUGUCGCUGGACUGACGGAAACGGCACUGCUUUUUAUGGCCUCCAGAGACUUUUGUUACUACCACACACGUGAGAAGCUCAUUCACUCAACACUGCGUUUUCUUAACCUUCUGCUCGACUUCGCAAGUUCCUUGGAGCAGCCCUUUUCCCGUUAUAUCUUCAAUUUUUUUACUGCCAUCCCCCUCGCUGGCCAUCCGUCUCUCGUCCACGUUGCCGCCUCGCUCAUUGAUUUUGGCGGGUUUGUUGGCGAGAUAAUUCUUAUUGGAGCCCUUGAGAUUGUCACGAAGGUGUGCGUUCUUGCAGGAAAAAUGCAAGAGCAGUGCCCUCCCACCUUAGCCGCCCUUUUUGAGCUGCAGCGCCACCAUUUCCGAGAGGCACUGGCGCAACAGCUUCACGAAAGGGACUGCCCUCAGCAACUGAAAAUUGCGUGUGUCGGUUUUCUUCGCGCCGCGCUGGCAUCAUCGUCGGGUUUGCUUUUUCUUUUUUUCAAUGCGGAGAGCGGAUGCGGUCCCAACGGGAGGGGGAACGCAAACCCCGAACUCAAGUUUGGCCCGGAUGGUUUGAUUUCGGCGGUUGUUAGACUUCUAGAAAGCAACACCGAAAUGACGCAUCCACGCCUUAUAGAGGAGGUUCUGUUGUUCUUACUAGAAUUGUGGCAGACGCCCUCUCUUGGCAGUGCGACGCACGUGCUAAGGGACCACGAGCAUUUCUGGAUCGCGUUGAACUCCUUUUUUGAGCGUCUUGACUCCCGCCUAGUGGCUAUUGAUCCCUCCUAUUACGGGAGCAGCAAGGCCGAUAGGCUUGAGAUGGAGAAGCAGUACACUCGUGACUUUUAUUGCGCCGUGCACUGCGCCUGGGCGCUCCAGCUUGCGUGCCAUGAACUUUAUGCUACCUUUUGCAUGUUAAAACCAACCGAAGAUCUUUUGGAGUCCCUUCCGACAGGCUUUUUUUCACUGCUGAAGAACGCGCUGAGUCGAGUGCAGCGGUGGGUCUAUGCGCAGUUCGCCACGCGGUCUCUCUCCCAGAAUAUCGAGCUUUCCUCUGCCACCUGGAAGCGCUCCGUUGCCCUGAAGAACCUCUCCACCGUUGUAUUGGGCACAUCGUCAUGGCGCGACUUCUAUGUUAGGUCCCCAAGUACUCUCUAUGGCCCGAAUUACCGCAUCAAUAUCCCUUUACUGACCGCCAAAAUACUCCCUACCAAUGAGCGCUUGGGAAGGUACACCCUAGGCUCUCCGUUGACCGACCUAGUCAACCGUGUCAGAGAGGAGAAUUUACAUUGUUCCUUAGAAGCCGUCAACCACCGCCUUGCUGAUUCUUGGCGCAUGUUUUUAGAAGUGUGCUGUUGGCUUGGAGUGUUUAACACGCCGAGUUUCGAGGGCACUUCCGUUAGAGUUGUGGAAGAUAUUCUGGGCAUUCUACAUCGUUCACUUUCCUAUUCUGCUGCACGUCCCUGCGAGCUUUUUACUUCUUCAUUGCUGAGUCUGGUGAGGACUUGCCCCUCUUACAACUUCGACCAUCCGGACUCCACAGGAAACAUCAUGAAAUUUAUGAAAGAGCUCAUUUCUCAUCAUAUAGCCGAGGAGAACACAUUGGAACGCGUGGCUAGAGGAGCAUGUUUGAUUUUGGAGCGGGACCUCCUGAACACGUUGCUCUUCCUCUUUAAUAAUCUCGAUAUGAACCUUGCCGCACCCAUGGCCUCGUUGUGUAACGAUGAUUGGUUGUGCAUACAGUGGACUUUUUACUAUGUCUUGCAGCUCUUGCACAUCCGCGUGCACGCUCUCCUGCGAGCAGACGAAGACGAGUCUGCGGAAGCCAGCGAGGUGGGCUUGCAAAUUUCCAGCGUUCUUCUUCGCAUUUUUUUUCGUCACGGAGAUUCGAAGAGUUUUUCAGUUCUUAAGAAAGGUCAACUCGCCAACUUCCUUGGCCAACUUUUCUUGCUGUUCGAGACGUAUAUUAUGAAGGAGAAGAGAGGCCGCUUAGUCGUGUCUGCAUUAAAUUUUUUUAUAUCGCUUUCCACCACUAAAAAGGGUGCAAAGUUUUUGCAUGAAGAGCAAGCAGGGAAACUUUUGCUCUCAUGCGUUUGCCGUAACUCAGAAAAGUUUUCCGUUGCUUCGACCAGAGACACUGCUAGGGGCCCCUGGCAGUCCUUUUGGAUUAACAUUCUUGCUUUACUUGCCGGUCUUCUCCGUCUCGCCCCAGAGCUCUUCGCCGAGGACGUCAUCUCAUUUGUCUCUUUUUAUUUCGAGCGGCUAACGGUUUAUGGGCUGCACACCCCCAAAUGCUUCUCUCCGCAGGGUGAAAAAGUCACGUGUGAAAGGCUUGAAGAGGCUGAAAGUGUUCUUACGCUCUUGUUGGAACUCGGAAAGAUUGGUGCGUUCUCGUCCAGUUCGUCGCUGGUGAGCUCCAAGCGCUGGUUGCAGUCUCUCGGCUCCGAUUCGCUCGCUAUUGCCACCGUAAAAUGCUUAGAGAUGUUAAAUCUGUUUGUCUACGCGCUGGAAGAUGCCGAGAGGUUGAAGAACUGUGUGGCUUUUCCCCGCGAAGAGCGCGACGCCGCUGGUAGUGAAGAGGACAGAGAAAGCCAAUCAUGUGUUCUUCUCUCUUCUACGGAAAACAUUUAUAAAAACAAACUUUUUCUGAAAGAAACAACAACAUUGCCGCCAUUAUUGCAGGCUGAAGCAGCAUUUGUGCGGGUCAUUCAGAAGAGCCUUUUCGUUCUUUACCAUCUCACCCCGCCUGCCAUCCUGAACACUUUCCUCUACUGCCCUGACGUCCAUGUUCCCUUUGUGGAGUCUGGAUUCGUACUCUCUCCGGCGGCCCCCUCGUUCGCCUCGUUUGUUUCAUGCUUGAAUCUUUUCAGAAGAAUUCUCGGAAGACUUGAACACGAUUGCGGCCCGGAUGACCAUUGGCUCGUAGCCCAUAUUGCCGCCAUGGUCGGCUCCCCGGACUGUAAUGCCGCCGUUGUGAAAAACAGCCUUUUGUCAUCCAUUGCAAUUGCACUGUUCAUUCUGCUCUGCCAGGAUAGAUUAUUUUGUUUCCGCUCUGGAAAGACUUUAUUGCAAUACGAUCUGCUUAGAGACUUGUGGUGCUUUGCUGACAGCUUUAAGAUCUUAAGCAAGAAAGUCGAGACCCCUGCUGCUUGUACGAAUGAGAAAGCUACACCCACAAACUCCUCUUUUAUCUGGCAUCUGUUGGAGAUUGCUUUGUCGUCUCAACUGGAAAGCUUUUAAAAUUUCUACAUGUCCGAUGGCUACUCAUCGCUUUUGCUAUUUUUUUUUGCUCUUCAAAGAAUUAUAU